GCUGCAGUGAGUCAGUCAGUGAAGAGUUAAAGGUUGGAGCUGGCAGCAGUCUGCCCUGUGCGUCCACGGUAUUUAGCAGGAAAAAGUCAGACUCCUGCUCGCUGUCCUAAGCUAGGUUUGUGUUUUGUUUUUGUUUUUUCCUCCUCAUUUUGCUGCAGAGCCGCCGAGGUGCGACGGCGACAGCAAAGUAGCUCGUCGUGUCACCGUGCGCGUUUAAACAGACGAACAAAAAGAGAAGGAUGAGUGGGUGUUAAGUCAUAUGCCUGGUUGACGCAUCUCUGCUUUGCAACACUGAGCUGCAGCCUGCUUCGCCUAGGAUUGUCGCUUGUCCCGUAAAGUUGGACCCCUUCACGCGAUGUCUACAGAGGUGGAAAACGGUGUGCCAGCAACCGCUGACCCAAGUUCCCCACCCACAGCCUCAACCAACAGCCCACCCCCUUCUCCUCUGACGACCACACCCAAGGGCCUGUUGAGAAAAGAAAAGAGGAAAGUGAUAGAGAAGACAGAUGAGUACCUCCUGAGCAGGUUUCAAGGGGACGGUGUGAGGUACAAAGCCAAGCUCAUCGGUAUCGAUGACGUCCCCGAGGCCCGUGGAGACAAAAUGUGCCAGGAUUCCAUGAUGAAGCUUAAGGGCAUGGCGGUAGCUGCUCGGUCCCAAGGCAAGCACAAACAGAGAAUCUGGGUCAACAUUUCCAUGUCUGGUAUAAGGAUCGUUGAUGAAAAGUCAGGAGUAAUUGAACAUGAGCAUGUGGUGAAUAAAAUCUCCUUCAUUGCCAGAGAUGUAACAGACAACAGAGCGUUUGGAUAUGUAUGUGGGGCUGAAGGACAGCAUCAGUUCUUUGCCAUAAAAACGGCACAACAGGCAGAACCUUUGGUCAUUGAUCUGAAAGAUCUUUUCCAAGUAAUCUUCAACAUGAGGAAGAAGGAAGCAGAGUCCUCAGAGAAGGCUCAAAAUGGCUCGGCAGUUGCAGAGAACUGUGACAAUGAAUCAAAGCCUGCACAGCCAGUGGAGCAGCUCGACCUUUUUGGAGACAUUAAAACUCCCCCAGACAUCAGGUCUCCAGAAGAAUCUAAUGACAUUCUGUUGCUGGACUUUUCUGCUGGAGUUGACAGCAAUCAAAAUUGCAUGAAGGAUUCCUCUUUUCUGAACUCCCUUGGCCCCGACUAUGAAGCGCCCACAAAUUCUAAAAAUACAUCAACUUUUGGCUACUUUCCUGCUCCAGAUAGUGACCCAUUUGGAGAUGACCCCCUUUGUAGUCAACCCAAUAGUUUUGUACCUCAUAAUGCACAUCAGCCACCUACAAAUAGUCUCGUUUCUUCUGACACCGUUAAGACAAAUCUUAAUGGUUUAAGUGGAGAGACUGGGCAAAAUCUGCAGAUGAAUGAACUAUCCAGUAAAUCAAUGAUCCUUGCACUCAAUAAUGGACAGUGGCCACUAGGGGGUAGUAUAACACAAGGCACUGGGAUAACGAUGAUGGACGGGAAUGAAUGUCAACAAGGAAUCUCUGCCAAAAACCCAUUUUUUGACUCCUCUUUGAAAACGUCCCCUGUCUCUUACAACAUAAGUAACCCAGAAGCACCGGUGACCCAUAGCAACGACUCUGUUGUCAUAAGCCCGCCUCCACAGAACUUUAAGUCUGGACGAGGUCGAAGGAACACAAAGGCUGGGUCAAGUGAUCUGUUUGGUGCAGACCUAUUUGGUGCUUCUUCUGAGACGUCUCCAGCUGACAUUUUCAACAAUACACCUACAAAUGUUGUUCCUUCAUCCAUGGCUGCUCUGGGCAAUCUUCAGUUGGGUCCACCAGCUACAAGUGUACCUGCUAUGGGUGUGUGGGGUUCCUCCCCUGCUCCAGCCACAAUGUAUCACAUGCCAGGAAUUGCUGCUCCUGGCCCUAGACCCAACUUUGUGCAACCAGCUCCCUUUGCCGUUCCCAUGCAGCCCCCCGCCUGGGGUCCGCAGGUGGCGCCUCAGUUUAGUUCCCCACCCCUCUCUCCACCUCAUCUCCAGUGGGCUCUGCCGGCUCCCUCCAAUCCCUUCCAAACAAUGGGAGACCAGGGUCUGUCACGCCCCCCUCCAAGGCCGCCUGCUAAGGAGACCCCGGCCCGAGUGGAAAACAGUGCCUUCACUGCUUUGGAUCCUCUUGGCGAUAAGGAGAAGAAAAUUGGGAAGGACAUGUUCAAGAACUUCCAGCUUGCCAAACCUCCUGCUAUCCCAGCCAGGAAAGGGGAAGUUGCAUCAAGCGCUGCUGCACCCACUGUCAAAGAGUCGGGGGCAUUCGAUGAAUACUUUUCCAAUAAAGUGGGUGUGGCCCAGGAGGCUGCAGACCAUGAUGACUUCGACAUCAGUCGGAUGUCUUCGCUUGCUAAUAAUGAUGCUGCAAAGCAAGUACCUGUGCAAACUCCUGCUCAAAGUUUGACUCCUGGCCUCCUUGAUGCUGCCUUCUCUUCUGCUCCAGUUCCCAAUAAUUCAGCACAAAUGCUGGGGCAAGGCUUCGGUCAGGACAUGUUUGAUAAAGCCUUUGGCGCCCCGGAUCCUAAUCCUUUUGGAGUGCCAAUGAAUACAGUUGUUCAGGCCUCUGGUUCCACAGAUGCCUUUGGAGAUGCAUUUGGUAAUCCUUUUGCUUGACCACAGGUUGGCCCAUGAUGAAAGGAACUGCAGGGCAAACGAAGCUCUCCACCUCAAACUUAUCUUCAGGACAAGCUGCCCUGUGCAAGACAAUCCAAAUGAACUCUUAU
This is a messenger RNA of Poecilia latipinna (sailfin molly), 2736 nucleotides long. RefSeq names its product DAB adaptor protein 2 (gene dab2). Gene Ontology annotation, cellular component: clathrin-coated pit; cytoplasm; intracellular membrane-bounded organelle. Lineage: Eukaryota; Metazoa; Chordata; Actinopteri; Cyprinodontiformes; Poeciliidae. The transcript is spliced from 15 exons. The coding region runs from base 356 to 2626 and encodes 756 amino acids. The record is from RefSeq and is a predicted model, not a curated record. Gene Ontology annotation, molecular function: clathrin-cargo adaptor activity; cargo receptor activity. Gene Ontology annotation, biological process: receptor-mediated endocytosis; positive regulation of epithelial to mesenchymal transition; positive regulation of endocytosis.